GUCAUCGUGGAAGUAGCACCAUAUUGGUCUAGAUACGUUCAAGUCGAGUUACAUACAAGGCACCGUGCAAAUUAUGCCCCGAACUUCUGCUUCUCUUAUUCCCUCAGCACCUGGACCGUCGACUCCACUCACAAACUCGUAUACUUAUCAUUCUUCAACACCUACAGCACCGGGACCAUAUAUCCUUGGUGUUGAUGAAGCCGGUCGUGGGCCUGUACUUGGCCCGCUUGUUUACGGUGUUGCGUACUGCCCUGUAUCUUGGAAGACCGACUUAGAGCAGCUGGGCUUUGCUGACUCAAAAACACUCACUCCGGAAAAGCGAGCCCAAUUGUUAGGUGUACUUAACUCUGAACCCCAGAAUCUCGGAUGGUCUGUCCGAGUCAUCAGCCCACAAGCUGUAUCAGCUGGGAUGUUGAGGAUCCCGCCAACAAAUCUUAACAAGCAAUCCCAAGAUGCAACCGUAUUGCUCAUACGCGACGCUCUUCAGCGUGGACUCCAGUUGUCUGAGGUAUACGUGGACGCACUUGGAAACACAACUACUUAUGAAGCGUAUCUUUCCUCACAAUUCCCGGGCAUCAAUUUCACCGUGACAACGAAAGCAGACUCAAAAUUCAAGAUUGUAGGAGCAGCCAGUGUGGCGGCAAAGGUGACAAGGGAUGCAUGCGUCGAUGGGUGGACCUUCGAAGAACUAAUUGAAGAAGACGAAAAUGCAGCAAGGAACGCUCGGAAUGAAAACUGGAACAGAGAAUUCGGAAGUGGCUAUCCAUCAGAUCCAAAGACUCAAAUUUGGGUAAAGAACUCACUCGACCCUACUUUCGGUUUUCCGUCGAUAGUCCGGUUUUCGUGGACGACUGUAAAAGUCAUACUGGAGAAAUCUGCUCACCCUGUAAAAUGGAUUGACGAGGGACAAGAGUCAUUAAUGAAGGCAUUCGAGGGCGGGAAGGGGAGAGAGAAAGACCGGUGCAUUGUCACCAAGGACCUUGGAAUUCAGAGUAUCGGAAUGCUAUAAAAGCGCUUUGUAUAGCAUGACACCACAUUACUACAUCCCUUCUUCCCAACCUCCCGCGGCCAGUUUUGUUGUUUUUCCGACGACAAUAACUGAUUCGAAUUCUGGAAGCAAUGUUCGCUCGGUCACCAGCCAACCUCGCC
This is a messenger RNA of Suillus fuscotomentosus, 1149 nucleotides long. RefSeq names its product ribonuclease H-like domain-containing protein. Gene Ontology annotation, biological process: mismatch repair; DNA replication, removal of RNA primer. Gene Ontology annotation, cellular component: ribonuclease H2 complex. Gene Ontology annotation, molecular function: RNA binding; RNA-DNA hybrid ribonuclease activity. The transcript is spliced from 6 exons. Bases 74 to 1009 code for a protein of 311 amino acids. The record is from RefSeq and is a predicted model, not a curated record. Lineage: Eukaryota; Fungi; Basidiomycota; Agaricomycetes; Boletales; Suillaceae.